This is a messenger RNA of Dermacentor silvarum, 5913 nucleotides long. Its product is annotated as oligodendrocyte transcription factor 3. The transcript is spliced from 5 exons. Gene Ontology annotation, molecular function: protein dimerization activity. Bases 2784 to 3839 code for a protein of 351 amino acids. Lineage: Eukaryota; Metazoa; Arthropoda; Arachnida; Ixodida; Ixodidae. The record is from RefSeq and is a predicted model, not a curated record.
UCGAGCUGACGUAGCCUCGCGCGGCGGCGCUGUGCUCGCGAUGCUCGCCGUGAAGUGACCGGACACUUGCGACGUCGAUCCGGCUUCGCGGUUUGUUUGUUAGUUUGUCGACUCGUUCUUGCAUCUUUCUUUUAGUUCUCGUUCUUUUCUUCUUCUUCUUUGUUUUAGCGCGGUGUAAAGUGUCCGUGGAUGUGGGAACAAUUCAGGUUAAACGAUGAAAGGGAGAACACCCUUUUCUGUGUGCUUGAAACAUCGCGUCGAAGAAUGACAACGGCCACUUAGCUCCCGGUAAUGAGACGCAUCAUCAAUAAAUGCGACGGCACCCUGUGAAGAUCGCGCCAUGGAUCCGGCAUCGAACGACCCUCAAGCCAUGCGGUUGCUUUUUGUUGUGACUACGAUACCGUGAUUGAUUCGAUGAACUCGGCUCGUGUACAGCUAUUUCAAGCAGCUAAGCAAGACUUCGAAAACAAAGCAUUCUUCCACCACACGAGGAUUUCUGGACUGCGCCUGAUAGUGUCCCGCUGCUCUUGGCCCAAGAGAUCGACGACCGAUUGACCGAUCUACCUGCAUCUGUAACCAGCCACGGGGACGAAAGUAGAAGCUCUGCUACCUUUUGUGACAAUCAUUUGUCGCCAAUAACGUGCACAACACUCCUAACAAAACGGAUGGUCUUGACAGUUGUUGACGCUUCGUCACAGCAACAAGUGAUGCUGAAUAUAAGACGCCUAUUUAUGAAACAAAAUGUGGCUAAAUGAAUGGAACGGUAAAUGAAUGGUAAAUUGUAAUGUUCGCAAACCCUACGAUGUCAUGUUGUUUCCCAUUGAAACCGGACUUACAAGAGAGACCACCCAUGAAGUAUGAGACAAGUUGAGUAUGAGACUGUUGGCACACUCGGGACUCCAAGAUACACGUAGAUGGAGGACCAAAGGUCAAGAGCAACCGAAGUAAUUCACUGGCUGUAGUGAAACGCUGGGAACUUGACAACAUUGUCUCGCCAGGAGUCGUCUUAGAAAAGGAAAUGACAUGUCACAUUUUAUUGGUACUUAGAAAAAAGAAAGAUUGUGUGAAAUCGGUUGAGGAAAUCUCUCAGACUGCAAGAAGUAGCUUCAGUAACAGGAAUCGUCAAAUUAGACUAGCGAAGUAUCCGAUAUAAGUUUUCUCCACGCAUAAAUAUUUAUUCGUCCUCGCGGUUGUACUACUUUACCGGCACAGCAACCUUGGUGUACUUCUAUUCGGUUGGGAUACUGGAUGCGGAACAUUCUCCUGUCUCGUUAAACGUACCUUCUAAUCACGGCUGUAAGUUAUUUGGGAGAAGAUUUGAUCAGACAAAAACGAAUUAUGCGGGCGUUGAAGCUGUGUUGACGCAAGUCAAUUCGGGGCUAGGGAAAGGUUGCGAAGUUUAGAGAGGUCUCGAGCACUCUUGUGCGUACUGCACGCUAGAUUCAUUGUGGAAGAACCGUCGUGCUUCUUGUAAGGUUGCAGUCAGCACCGGCCUUGAAUAAAAAGUCCUAAGACAGAAAAAUCAGUAAUACUACCACCGAAACUAAUUAGAGCGUGUGAAUAAAUUGUCACCGUUCUGCAAAAGUCGACGCUAAUUAUUUGCUCUUGUCUCUUGUCGAGCACCGGAAGCAACGGUAAAGAUUAAACGAGGGUAGGUCAGGACCACGAAAAUACGCGCCUGAGUGCUCCCAUAUCCUUUCAAAGGUUACGCUAAAAUUCUUGCAUGUAAUUUCUUCAAGCCGUUUGAAAAUUUGCGGCACACGCCGUCACUUCUUGGAAACUCUUCCUCUGAUUUUGCCGCCGUUGGUAAAAUAAAUUCAAGAUUUUGUGAGCUCACGAUUACAUUAUAAAUUUUAUUAGGGCUUGCGAAAAUACGCUCGUUAGAAAGUAUUCAUCAAUAUAUUGCAUAGUGCGUUGACUGCAUACAUCGUUUGCGCCAAAGUAAUCAGCAGCCUGAUAACUUAGAGAUCAUUGUUUUGUUGAUCAUAAGUAAAAUUGUUGACAUUUCCAGGGUACCCUGUCAGCUUAUCUUAACAUAUCGGCAGUUACUACUUAAGGUUUCAAAUUAUUGUCAAGCUCUUAACUAACUUGUAACAGAACACCUCCAGCGCUAAAUAGUUAGAACUCACUUUAGCUUUGCCAUAAUUACGAAGCUUUGAUCAAACCGUCCAUACAAGUGGACAUGUCGACAGUUUCGUGAACAAGAGUGGAAUUUAAGAUGGCUUCUGAGCUCUGAGAAGCGUCGUCGCGAGACCGUAGCCUAACAUCGGGAACACACAAGGGAACCUUGCUACAUGCAAAUCUGGGAUGAUUACACGCAUCACAUUCCGCUACCACUCUUCGUGUCAGUCCUCUUCACCUAGAAGUUCGAUGGUCUGCAGAUAGCUUCGCAGCAACUUAGUUUGCCUAACUCUUGCCAGGUAAUUCUUCGAUCGAAGCUAUUGAAAACACAAAGCCCGCUUCGAAGAAGGUGUUGUACAGUAAAGCGCAUUUAGGGACGUGUAAUGUAACGAUACCCUUCGCAACAAAUACCCCAAAAUCUCCUGCACAAGAGAAAUCUUCGUCGAAGUGCACAUCGGACCACAAACAGGCUGACCGAGAACCGAUUUUCGGACCACUGCUUCUGCCGGCAUGUCUUUGGACUGAGGUCAGUGAAAACAGAAGCAUCCGGUCUUCCAGCUUCGCAUCAACUCACAGGUCUUCACUGGAAGUCCACAAUAGAAGACGUUCUAAGAGCACGUGGAAGUAGCCCAGAGUUCGAAGACAUCUCGCCACCGCGCCACAUGGAAGCGAGCGCGGGUUUUCGCAUCGGCUUCCCUUACGCCCUGCACGCGCCGGGUCUUUACGGCCCGUCGUCUUUCGGCAGCCCGCUGUCCGCAGACUCCGCGACCGCCGCCGUUCUUCGAGGCAGCGGUAGCGGGGUUCGUGGCGGGGCCUCCCCUCCUGCCAGCGGAACGACCCGGGCUGAAGUGGCAGACCUCGGUGGGGGCGAGGACCUGCGUAGUGACGACGAGUCCCCGGGACCCGUCCACAGGAUGGGUCUGCCACCGACCACUUCCCCAUGCUUCGGAGUGUCUGUCCACCCGUCCGCCUUGGCCGCAGAGAUGUCGCCCACGCAAGGCCAUCAUGCGCUGCAGAGGCAAAUGCACCCGCACUCACAACACCACUUGCACCCAGGCUCCGUCGUCUCCGUCGGAGCACGACCCUCCCUCGCAGCCGUCACAGCGGCCGUAUCGUCGGCCCCGCCUCAGCCGGCGCCCAGCCUGGCCAGUUUGCCGGGCCACCAUGGUGAGCCGCAGCGGCACCACCACCAGCCGCGUGCCCCGUCGACCCCCGAGCCUCCGGCGCCGCCCGCGAGCCAGGCGGCCAUGAUGGCCGGGGGCCGCAAGCACCGGCACGCCAAGACCAUGCGGCUCAGCAUCAACGCGCGCGAGCGAAGGCGCAUGCACGACUUGAACGACGCGCUCGACGAGCUGCGCUCCGUCAUCCCGUACGCGCACAGCCCGUCCGUGCGCAAGCUCUCCAAGAUCGCCACGCUCCUGCUCGCCAAGAACUACAUUCUCAUGCAGGCCAACGCCCUGGAGGAACUGCGUCGCAUCAUCGCGUACAUGAACCAGGCCGGAGGCGUGGCCAUCCCAGCCGCAGCCGCGGGUCCCCUGGCGGCUUGCUGCCCCGUGCCGGCACAGGUGGCCUCGGUCCAGAACCACGGCGGGGAAACCGGAAGAGGAAGCAAGUUCCAGGGAACCCCUAGUUCCGGUCUCUUCUCGCCGUUCGCUCCCGCGCUGAACGGCGGAAGCCCAACGGACUCCGGAGGCGGGGCGAGUGACGGCAAACCGUGACGUAGACGGACGCGUCAGUGACCUUGACUAAGUCAUCUGUGCGUGCUCUUGCGUGUGGAUUCGCUGCGGUUCACGUGCAGUGGGCGGUGUGAAAGAACAGUGGCGCCACCCAUAGCCAAGUUCCCUGGACUCGUAGACGACUGCGCAGGCGCCAUUCCUCGAAGCGUUUAGUGUUCAGGAGGACAAGAGUGUUUAAACACAUGCUGGGACAUGUCUGAACUUUUGAGCCGUGGUAUAGUUUUCCUUGGCUCACGUGACCAGAGACAAAAUGUGCGCGCAGCGUUCUUCGAAGCUGUCUCCGCAAAAAUGACAGCGUUUUGUGGAGGACAGGCCGGAGCUAGACGAGGCCCUUGCGACGACAUGGAUUUACAUGGUGUGGUUCAAAACGCGUUUCCGUCACGUUAGGACAAGGUGUAGGCGUUGGAGGGCUUAGACCUAACUAUAAGCGGGCGAAAAAAAAAAAAAGGCCAAGCUGUUCGGCAGUGCUCUUACGAUGCCACUCGUCGCACUGUAGGAACCCGUCGAGAAAUAUUUAAGCAGUUCUAUUUCGGAUGCUAUUAUUCUAUGAGCGAUGUUUUAAGCGCUCUAUAUAUAAACCUUGGUUACUGGUUAUCCUAGCAAACUUUGUGGCUCUCUUUUCAAUGCGCGAGCGUGGGUCGAUCGCGAUAAUGAACCAUUACGAAAACUGCAGUCUUUUGCCUGCUUUAGCCGACAAUGAAGUGUUUUGUAUCACUCAGUUCCUACAUUACUUGGUAAAUACGAUAAAAAAUGCGACCAAUUGUUGAUUUAAGCUCACUGAGUGGAUGUGAUCGCCUUACAAUAUACGCCGCUUUGCGACGCCAUUAGUAUGCACAUCGCCAGCAUGUACCUGCGACUCACGGAGACGACCACGAAUAUCUGGAAACAUCGCACUCUUGUGCGUUCAAAUAUUCAAAGGAAACAAAACUGUAUGAGUAUCCUAUUGUAGAGCAAAAUGAAAAUGAGAAAAUGAAUAAGGUAUUUCAGAAAUGAAAUAUACGAACAUAGAACGAAAACAUAAAAUGAACAUAGAUGAAAAUAAAGCUCUUCUAACAGGCACCAGUGGCAAACUAAAUAUUGUUACAGGUAUUAGGGUGAAAUGUUGGUUAAGUUAGGACGUCUGCUUUAGGUAAGACGUUGAAGUCGUCUUCUAGCUGCGCCGUUAAUCCGAGUAUAAGGUGAAGCACAUAUUUGACUCAAAAGCAGUUUAUCAUAGCUUUAUACUUAUGAAAGUCCAAACCAACGUUAUAUGGCAAGUAUAUCUGCAUUUUUAUUGAUGUAUAAGCUGAUUGCCCAAACCCAAAAAAAGCCUCGCCAUUGGUUACCGCUGCGUGAACGCUGUCCUACAAAUUAAGCUUGGAUUGCGAGGAGGUUGACAUUAAUGUUUCAUGCGACUUCUAAUUUGCUUUACAUGUUACACACUAUUGAACUGCAGGGAUUCUGUUCGCAUAACCUGCCCUAAAAGGCAAGAACAUAUAUUGCUAACCUGAUCUCAUAAUGAGUUUAGAAGACCGCGUGGUGAUCCAGGCAGCCUUAGCCAGAUAAUGAGUCCGCACGUCUCAUUUGAAGGAAACGUCAUGAAAUGUCUUCUUUUAUAAAGCUUCCUCCAGUUGCAAAAUCGCCGCAGAGAGUCUGAGCAGAUGUCGACCAAAGAAAGGUUGCUGAAGAGUACAGGUUGCAUUCCUGUAAGUGCUGUAGUCAAAAUAUUCAUAAGCAUACACAUCCCGCAUAACUUUAAUGCGUUAAAUUGGCGAAUGCACUAAGCAAACUCGAUUCGAGGGUUUCGUAAAAUCCCGUUUGUCUUUUUUUUCCCCCAGAAAUCAAUUUCUAAUGUUGCGCCAAGACUGUGAUGUUUAGUUUUUCUUCCUUGCAACCUGCCUGCAUUGUCCUAUAUAUGUGAGCGAGAGUGCCGCUUGAUUCUCUUGUGUUCCUCGAGCGUUCAUCAUCGCCUAACUAUUCGGAGAAUAAAACUCCGUGAAUGGAAUUUUCUGACGCGCGGUGAUCGCGGUUUGAGCGCGAGCACGCGAGAUUUGUGGAUAAAGAACUGAAGAGUGUA